Molecule: messenger RNA, 1285 nt
Organism: Oncorhynchus kisutch (coho salmon)
Lineage: Eukaryota; Metazoa; Chordata; Actinopteri; Salmoniformes; Salmonidae
Product: SWI/SNF-related matrix-associated actin-dependent regulator of chromatin subfamily A containing DEAD/H box 1B
Exons: 7
Coding region: 521-1285 (254 amino acids)
Molecular function (GO): ubiquitin binding
Source: RefSeq, a predicted model, not a curated record
GCUGGUCUGACUGCCCACGUGUCGUUUUCGGAAUUUGUCAGAAACAAAGUUGCUAGCUAGCUAUUUUAGGCAAUGAAACGUUACAAAGGGUUGUAAAUAUGUUUAUGUAAUCGGUAAAGAGGACGCCCGAUGGCAAUAAUGUAGGUAGCUAUUUUACGAGUAUAGGUCAGAGGUAGAAUCAUUCACGUUGCAGAACGCAUCUUACAUGCAUGAAUUAGCGUCGUUAGCAACAUCUAUCUCUAUACACGGAAUGCAAGACAGCUAGCUAGCUAAUAAGCGUCAAUCGAAAAACAGAAUAACGUUUAAUAUCCUCUCUUGUGAAGGACCCAUUAGCUAGAUUGCUAUUCUUGCCGACAGCGAACGGUCAUUGUAGGCCGGGUUGUUUGAUUUCACGAUGAUGCUUGUUAGGUCGAACACACAUUUUUAACACUCGACUGCAGCUACCGUGGUCAAUUGUUGUGAGCUCAUUUUGAGUAGGAUAAUACUGUAGCAGCUAGCAGAAUCAAAUAAUAUCACAACGAUGAAUCAAAGAAGAUUUAUCAACCAUAACACAUACUCAGUGAAUGAAGAUCUCACGGGGCAACAAACACAUGAUACUGUUGUCCCGGAGACCCCAGAGCUCAAGCGUCCCCCAGGGCCCGGCUCAGUGAGAGGCAUGGAAAGCGUGGUACUAGACUCUGAUUCAGAUGAGGAGAUAUCAGGGUCUUCCAUGAUGUUGUCGGGGAAGAGUCUGGAAAAGGAACCAGUUAUGGGUUCUGUUAUCAUACUGUCAGAUGAGGAGGGAGAGGAGAUGAAAACUACUCCACAGAGAAAUGUCAGCCAGCUCCCCAAAAACAUAUCAGGAAGUCAAGACCCAGAUCGGAAGAGGAGACUAGAGGUGUGUGACAGCUCCCAGCAGAGUGGGGCAUCAAACUCCAGCAAGAAACCAGCCCUUGAGGAGGAUUCAGUGACAGAUGAUUCUGAGGAUGAGGGUCCAGAGCCCAGCUGGAAGAGCCAGGAGGACAUGGUGAGGAAACUGCAGACUAAGUUUCCCCGUCUGGUCAAGGAGGAGCUUAGAGAAGUGCUUCUCGAGCAUGAUUGGCACUUUGAGGACACCCUAGAAGCACUGCGCAUGUUUUCAGAGGAGGGGGAGAGGUCCAGUCAAGGGGAUACCCAGGCAUCAUCAUCAGCUAGUCAGCUAUCAUCAGCCCCCCAAGCCUCAGCACAUCAGGCAGGCCCAGCAGCCAAACCCCCUGGUUGUCCCACAUCACUACCCUCACAAGCCUCCCAGUGGGACCGUAGAUAA